CUUAAUUACAACGUUCGGUUAACGCGUUAGUGCAACGUAUGGAAGUUGUCAUCCAUUUUUGAGUGCACUAUUCUCAUAGAGGGACUGGUUGUGUUACUAUUACGCAAUGCUUAACCAACCUUACCUAACUGCAUGUGCUCUAUCAGCUGCUUAUUCAGUACCUUACUUAAUGUGUAAGCUGUAAUAAUGAAAAACAAAUCAAAAGGACUGGUAUUCAGGAGCAUAUUCAAAGGAGCAAUAUAUUUAAAUGGAAUAAAUGUAAUAGUGAUUGUUACAGUCGCCCCAAAUGUUUGAAUCUUACGAAACAUUACCUGGAACCAUGGGUCCUAAUGAAACCUUGUGCUCUUCCCAACCUGAGAGUUAUAGUUCAUGUGGUUCAAGAGAAUAUCAUGAAGGAACUGGUAACACUUCAGAACAAUAUGCAGAAGAAAUAACUGUGUCCGAAGUACAGAUGAAUUCACAUAGUGAUUGCGAGUCCAGCAGCAGCCUUGGAUCAGUUUCUAAGCCUCAAAAUUUUCGAAAAAAUCUCAGGUUAACGCCAAUCAUUUAUGAGGUCACAAAUCAAAGAAGCCAACACACGUCAAUUUCCAGUAUAUGCUCAUUGAAUGAGGCCAAAAAUACAUACACUUAUGAUCAUUACUGGGAUUCUUCACAGAAUCUUUCACAUAAAAUUUCUCAGAUGUCUGUCAUGAAAGCUAAAACAAGUUGUUCUAUAUCAAGUGAGGAUUUAUUUAAACAAGAUAUUAUUAGUACCAAGAAAGAAUUUCUGCUCACUGACAAUAAGCAAGCGAAAGCAGGCAUAAUUAGUGGCAAAGAGCAAAGUUUACAAUCCAUUUUAUUCGGAAACUCGACAUUAAUGUUCCAUAGCAUUAAUCCUAAAAAUCAGUCAGUUAAGUCAGCUCCACAGCUAUCAAUAAACUGGACUGAUGAUCCAAUACAGCGCUUUCAUGCCCGUCAUUAUGAUAAACUGCUUGAAUAUAUGGCGUAUGUGCACAGUUAUCUUCCGAUUCCAGUCGCAGUGACGGUAGAAAAGUGUUCAGGACCGAAGUUAACCGCCUAUUUACCAAAUCAGGAAGAAAACGUUUCGGACACUUAUGGAACAGAAAGCGAUUUGAGCAGUACGCUUAAAAAUUCAAGAUCUGAAAUCAUUAUCAAUACUUCAUCAAAACAGAACAGAAAAUCGUUAAAUAGAGCUUCUACAAACAUGAUCCUGCAUUUUGCUUGCAACAGGCAUCAUCCUCAAUGUUUGUAUCCCGGAUCUGCAGAAAAUAAAUAUUUUAGUGUGAACACAAGACAUUUUGGCAUAUGGAUGCAAUUGCUGGUACUGGAAGUACAGUAUAUGUGUCAGAAGCCUGUCCACGUAAAUCAUCCAUCAAUGACAAUUCUGCGUAUCUUGUGGACUGAAUUGAUAAACAACAGCUUACGUAACUUAUCGUAUGCUGAAAGGGAUCCAAAUAUGUCACAGACAUACACUGCUCAUCUCUACAAUGAAAAUAACAUUGCUGCAAAUCGAUCAGUAUCUGUUUGUGGAACACUGACAAGACACUCGGAGAUUAUAAAUAAUCAAGGAUUACAGAGAGGUCCUAAACCGCUCACAUGGAAUUCACUGAGAUUUAAGUCAAUGAAGAAGCCGAAAAAGCAACCAAGUUUUUUCAUUAUAGCUACCCAGUCUUAUCCUAAGUCUAGCGACCAUGAUAUUCUUGUGGAAGAACUCAAAGAAGCUGGUUAUUUUGAAUUAUUUCAAAUGAGAAAACCAAGUAAACAUAAUGAGAUAUCAGAUCCAUACCCUACAAGAACAAGUUGGGACUGCUUUGUAUGUGGAAAUGAUGAUGCAACCUGGAGAAACUAUUCUGAAGAAAAUGCAAGAAUUUCAGGGAUCAAGAAAAGAGUACAGAAGAAUUCUCCAGUUAAAGAGAAUGUAUUCAAUUUACAUUAUGAGCUGAAUGCUGUAAAUCCGCGACUGAUCGGAAAACUAAAGUUUAGACACAUAAAACGUUUUCCACGUGCAUUGGCUUGGCUGUCAAGUUGGAAAACAAGAGAUUUCAGGCUAGAAAAUGGGUUUAUCGCUUGGAAAGAAUGCGACAAAAAACGAAAUAAAAGUACAAGACAAAGUCUGACCAAUUUUAUUGUAACUACAAGAAAGCUACAGCGACAAACAUCGUUGAAAACAGUAACCUCCCCAAUAAAAUGUACAACAGGGCUUAAGUCCACUGCAUUCCCAAUGAAAGUAAGUUGUAAAUCUCAAUACUAUAUACAUGACUAAAGAUACGUCAAUCUUCAGGUAGGCUUUUUAGACUACCUACAGUUAUAGCAUAAAGCAUGUUACAUAUUUUAUAUACAGCUGGUAAAUUUUCGUCGUCGAUUGGACCGAACUGAUCAGCUGCUAGUAACAUAUGGGCUCCUGUGUGGAUGCCUUCAUGUUGGCGGUGCCUGUAGUUUCGAUAUUAAUGAAGGAGAGUGGUUAGCAGUGGAAUCGAGGAUGCGCAUUUCAUCCUGUUCGGGAACAUGACUCACUGGGACGCAAGUAUAUCCAGCUGACGAGUCAGAAUCGAAUGAAACGUGUCCUGGAUCUAACUGCUAGCUAUUAUCCACCAUUAAUGUGAAAAUUACAGUUAUCAAUGGUGCAUUCAUGUCGAACGGCAUGUCAGAUUUACGCAGUUCUACCACUGGCACUCGCUCUUGACAAGAUUUAUUUGCAUCUGAAUUACUCUAAUUCAAACCUAAGGACAGUGAAAUACAGUGCUCACGAACUAAUGUUUCACGAAAAAACUGGGCAUAAUGCCUAUGAGUUUCAUCACUAAUAAUAACUCGAUCGUAAAUCUUCAUUAAUAUAUGAAAUGUCCUUCAGUCUGAUAAUCGAUCUUCACAUGUGACUACUAUGAACUGAAACUGAUCAAACACUACCCGUUAACUAAAGUGACUAACUCGACGGUAUUUCGUAUUCUAGAUAUACCAAUCGAUUCCAGUAGUAUUAACGAAAUCCAAAACGAUAAGACAGCAAUGCUUAACUCGAUAAAUUCUGUUUUAAUUCCCACUUUUUUCUCAUUUACUGCGUAAAACUAUUGACUAGGAUUUACAAAAUCCAGAGUCAGCCUAAACUGAGACUGUUUUUAAAAAGAGAGGUAGUAGUGACUACCGACUUCAGAUCAUGGCAGGUACCAAUGGUAAUAUUUCGAUUAUGAUCUAUGAACCAAUUCAGCAAUAAUGAUUUUUGGAAAAGCAUUCAUAAUUAAAAGGUUGUAUAGAAUAAAAAGCCAAGGUACACUUCAAUGGUUGACGAAGGAUAUUUGGGAGUAAUCGAAAAUUCCAGGUGGAUGAAAGCUAGAGUACGCAUGAGUUGUACUUCAUACAGUUCACCUAUCAAAUGACAAGCUUCAUCGAAAACCUAUACAUGAGAAAAAUAAGUGUACUAAUAGUACAAACUUUUGUCAUAUCAAAACACCAAGUAAACUUAAUUUACG
Messenger RNA from Heterobilharzia americana, 3461 nucleotides. The record is from the annotation of a GenBank genome assembly. NCBI's taxonomy places the organism in Eukaryota, Metazoa, Platyhelminthes, Trematoda, Strigeidida, Schistosomatidae.